Messenger RNA from Somion occarium, 759 nucleotides. Lineage: Eukaryota; Fungi; Basidiomycota; Agaricomycetes; Polyporales; Cerrenaceae. The record is from the annotation of a GenBank genome assembly.
CACUACGCCAUCACAAACGCUCGAGAACUCUUCCAAUUUUGUUGCCCAUGCCUCGCCCUCCUUUUUGCCGAUACUCCCAAUACCAAGGGACAUACCACUGCUCACAUUUCCAGCGCCAAAGUAUUCGACGCUCCAGCUCUGCAGUUCCUCAAGGGCAGAGCAGAGCACCUCGACUACUCGAAUUUUUUCCGGUAUAUUCGUAAGUUUCGCACCGCCUUGAGACCACACUUCCUGUGGUACAUGCAGCCGUCUAGUCACGUACCCACCAGUUUUAGAGACCAUAGUCUGCCUGAGCAGGUUCAUCAUAUGAUACGGUUUCCGAAGUGGAUCUGAAGGCGCUGAAGGGGGCAGCGGAGACAUCGGAGCAGUGGUGGUGGUGAGAGAAGCGCCGUGUUAAUCUUUAUUUGGGGAGCACCCGGGCCUAGCUUUGAAGGUAUCGAGACUUUCCGUGGUUGUCCCGUAGGUUGAGCAUUAUUAGCACCAGCACUCUGAGGAGGGAAAGGAUAGGUUGCCGCAGAUGGUCGCCGACCUGGUUGUGAGACUGCUCUACUUCGAUUAUUGGACAUGCCUAAGCUGGACACAGUACUAGCAGGCAGCGAGGAUGCCGUCAGUUUAGACAAGGACACUUCUGAAUCUGUCGGUGAAGUGCCAGUAGCCGAUGGUGGCGGUGCAGAUGUCUUAUUGCGUCUCUGGAAAAUGGUCCCCAUUGUAGUCGAGUUAUUAAUUAAUGGCUGGUGAUUCGUCGGAAUUACGGCAGAA